UUGACAGCGACAACCUUAGUCACGUAUCUACUGAUGCCUCCAGCAGCAUCCCCUCCCUCCCCACAUGCUUCUCUAAGGCCCAGACCGACUAUCGCAGAUGUCCCUAUAGCACCAAGGAGAAGGCUUCGUGAUGGCUCUCGGGCCGGCAGUGUAAGCAGCGGAAGAAGCAAUGGCGCAAGCAGAAGCGGUAGUAGAGAGUCUAGCCGCUCCUCGUCAUCAAGAGUAGCGUUACUGGUUCCAGCGGCCACUGUAACAACCCCUUCGGUAGUAGCAAGUGGCGCUCCAUCACGAAGUCAAUCAAGGGCUGCUCAAGAACCGAUCGAGAUCAGCGAAAGCGAAAGUGAGAAUGGUAAUGGGAGUGGUGAUAGUAUCGUGGCUAUUUCGCCUCAGGCCGUAAGUCGAGGACAGACGCUCGCAAGUGUACAUUCUCGUCGGAUUACACGCAGCGCAGUUACCAGUCGGAGCGGUACACACGAGAGAAGGACCAAUCAGUCAACGCCGGUUUUAGUUCACGAGGACUCGUUAUCUUCCUCCGACGAAUACGGUCCACGAUAUACCACCCAAGAAAAGGGAAAAGGAAGAGCUGUACCAUCAUCGAUCCCUAUUGAGAUUUCGUCCGAUGAGGAAGACGAACUUUUGGGUCUUCAAAGUGUAAAGGCAAAAAGUGUGGAGACUGAAAAGGAGAAUGAAGGAACCGGGUUGGAUGAGAGCAGCGCCUUGGGGACUGGUUAUCAUUGCCCUAUUUGCUUUAACGCUCCGAAUCCCGCUAUCUUGACACCAUGUGGACACAUUUUAUGUGCUGGGUGCUUACACUCUUCCCUACUCGCCGCUAUAAGACGGAAUCCCAAUCCUUACCCCAACCCAUUUGCCAGUUUACCUCAUCGUGGUCGCAGUCGGGGUCGUACUCGAGGCUCGACUCCCACACGCAGAGGGCACGGCUUUUCCAGAGUCAAAGAGGAGCAACCCACUCAUUGGACAGCUGAUAUGCUACGCCAGGCGUACAUGGAUCAAAAGAUUGCAGAGAUGGAGCAGGGACUGCUGCAGCAAAAGUGGCCUGAGGAAGAAAGAGACGCGGCAAUAGCGGGUAUGAUUGAGGAGAUGGAAGAUGUGCAAGUGAAAGAGGUGUUGAACGGUUUAUGGAGUGUGGAUGGAAAGUGGGUUGUUGAAGGAGAGUGCCCUGUGUGCCGAAAGGCUCUUGCUGGAGGGUAUGGGCCGCCGAAUUCUGGCAUAGGAGGAGUCAUCCCAUUACAAGUCAGGCUGUCUACUGCACUUCAGCGAUAAGCUGGCGAUAAGCUGGCGAUAACUAAUGACCGAUGAACGAUCACGAAGUUCAAAUCUCUCUGCGGUAUUUCACCAUGUUCUUUCACGAAAUUUCAUUCAUCAUGUACCUACACUGUAGCAAGUUGCAUAGGCCGUCAGCCUUUUUAUUCACGCUGUAAAUAUAUUAGACCAUUAGCUUGCAUGAUGCAUAAGAGAUAACGUAGG
Cryptococcus deneoformans JEC21 is the source of this 1485-nucleotide messenger RNA. RefSeq lists its product as hypothetical. Bases 34 to 1281 code for a protein of 415 amino acids. The transcript is spliced from 4 exons. The record is from RefSeq and is a predicted model, not a curated record. Lineage: Eukaryota; Fungi; Basidiomycota; Tremellomycetes; Tremellales; Cryptococcaceae.